This is a messenger RNA of Lates calcarifer (barramundi perch), 2038 nucleotides long. RefSeq lists its product as uncharacterized. NCBI's taxonomy places the organism in Eukaryota, Metazoa, Chordata, Actinopteri, Centropomidae. The record is from RefSeq and is a predicted model, not a curated record. The transcript is spliced from 3 exons. The coding region runs from base 1 to 1359 and encodes 452 amino acids.
AUGGAGGCGAACCCGGAGGAUGAGCCGGCGCUACCAGCCGCUGUGCUGUGCUCCGGGCUGGGCCUCGGUGUCCCUCCGGUGUUCGGUGAGCAGAUGUUGGAGCUGUACCGGGUCCUGACGGCGGCGCUGAGGCGGCGGCGGGAGCGGGAGAUGAUGGAGCGAGAGCGGCGGCGGCGGCAGUACCUGCGGAGGAGGAGAGCCUUCCUGCUGUCCUCCAUCGCGGCUGCGCUCAGCCUCCUCUCCUCCACCAGCAGGCUGGUCUGGGUCCGGACCCGCAGCACCGGACAGAACCUGUGGGAGGCGGCGGAGGCCUUCGACGACGAGGAGUGGAAGGCGCAGUUCCGCGUGUCGCGAGCCACCUUCGACUACCUGGUCGAACUGAUCGGUUCGGCGAUCAAACGUCGCCGGACGAACUACCGCGUCCCCAUCGAGCCGCGCCGCCGGCUGGCCAUCGCCCUGUGGUGGUUCGCCCGGUCCGGGGAGUACCGCUCCAUCGCCGACAUGUUCUGCGUGGGGAUCGCCACCGUGUGUGUGAUCGUGCGCCAGGUGUCCUCCGCCAUCGUGGAGCGGCUCUUUCACCGCUUCGUGUCGCUGCCGAGCGGCCCGCGGCUGGACGACACGCUCCGGGCCUUCAAGGACCGCUGCUACCCGCAGUGCGCCGGGGCCAUCGGCGGGACCCACAUCCCCAUAGCUCCACCCAGAGACAACCCCGACCACUACAUCAACAAGAGGGGCUGGCACUCCGUGAUCCUGCAGGCUGUGGUGGACCACAACGUCUGGUGUUUCUGUCGCAGCUUCACUGAUGUGUACGCGGGCUGGCCCGGGAGCAGCAGCAGCGCCGCGGUCCUGUCCAGCUCAGACCUGUACCUGAAGGCCGAGGACCGCCCAGACGGUUACCUGUUCCCCAGAGAGAGGUCGAUCCUGUCUGAGGGCGUGGAGGUCCCAGUCCACCUGGUGGGCGACGCCUCCUUCCCUCUGAGGCCCUGGCUGAUGAAGGGAUACAGUGAGGAGCAGCAGCUGUCUCCAGAGCAGCGCCGCUUCACCUACACCCUGUCCUCGGCCCGCUCCGUGGUCGACACCGCCUUCACCCGGCUGAAAGGACGCUGGAGGUGUCUGCUGAAGAAGAGCGACAUCGACGUCUCCAUGAUGCCGCGGAUCGUGGCCGCCUGCUGUGUCCUGCACAACAUCUGUGAGCUCCAAGGAGACGGCUUCCUCCCGGAGUGGAACGUGGAGAUGGCUCCGUCAGGAAGUUACCUGAGACAGCCGGAGGUGGAGCCGUGUGAAGGAGACUCGUACUGCAGCGCAGAGGUCAUCAGAGACACCAUCACCUACAACCUGCUGACCAUCCUGCAGUACUGAGCACAGCUGUCACAGCUGGAACUGGAUCCUGGUUCACACUCAGACCAGUAAGCCUGAGUGAAACCCAAAGAGAGCAGGUUGACUCACUGAUCUGAGCCCUGCUCAGGGUUCAGUCUCACACUGAUGGAGGACAUGCGAAGAAACUUCCUUAAACAAUCAUGAGGAAAAUUAACGAUUAUGGAUGAAUCCUUAUUUUUUAUAAGCGCCUGUGGCAGAAAACAGGCUGAUGUGUUUUCCCUUCAUGAAAUCUUGAUUUAUUAUAAGUUACAGCCCAACAACAAUCCUCAGCCUUUAAAGCUAAACUGACUGGAGCUAAAAACUGAGACUCAUUUAUUUCAUGACUUCCUGUUUGGAACAGUUCUGUGACAGCUCAGUUUAACCUGUUAGAGUCUAACAGCGCCUCCUGCUGGUCACUGCCACACUGUGAACAUCACUAUGUUGCUUCAAGACACACAACACGACCUCACUGACACAAACGUAUUAUUUAUACGUUUAAGUCCAUGUGAUCGAUAAUGAUCGAUCAUGGAUUCUGUUUGUAGCCUGAAGCACAAGUACACUUUUAUGUUACUUGUACUUGCUGCUGUUUACUGUUAAAGUACACAAGAGAAAUUCUUACUGCACCACAUGUAUCUGACAGCUGCAGUUACAUUUUAAAUAAAAACGUGAUGAGUUUAUUAAA